CUUAUUCUCUUGCCACUCCUACUACAUUUACACCUCAUUUGUUUGUUACUACUUAUUUUCAUACCCACUUCAGCUUCUUCAUCCAAGAUUUUGGUAUUUGAUAAACUUCACCCAUACAAAUGGGUGCUUGUGGGUGGUUCAAGAGGCUAGUCGGAUCUAAAAGAAAGAAGGAAAACAGACCCAAAAACACAGAGCAUAUUCAACAAGAUUUUAAGAUCGCAAAUGGCUCAAAAAGCAGAGACUCUUCUCUGAGAGAAUCAAGUUUUCGUGCUGGUAGUAGAAAAGUUAUCGGUCGAAGCACAGGAACAAAGGAAUUUGCUGCAACUCGAAUCCAAACUGCGUAUCGUUCGUAUAGGGCAAGAAAAGCGCUACGUUGUCUGAAAGGGACUGCUAGAUUUCAGGUGUUGAUUGAAGCUGAUGCUCUUACAAAGCAAGCUUCUUCUGCUCUUAACCAAAUACAUUUGUGGAGCAGGAUACAAACAGAAAUCAGAAGCCGGCGCCAUUGGAUGGUGGCGGAAGGUCGGAUCAAGCAAAAGAGGCUUGAGAAUCAAGUGAAAGUCGAGUCUAAGCUUCACGAACUCGAGGUCGAAUGGUCUGGUGGACCCGAGACGAUGGACGAGAUUGUGUCCAGGAUACAACAGCGUGAGGAAGCCACAAUUAAACGUGAACGAGCAAUGGCCUAUGCCUUCUAUCACCAAUGGAGAGCAAACUCGAAUCGUUAUUUUGGCCAAGCUUAUUAUGAUCUAAGCAAAGAGAGUUGGGGAUGGAGUUGGAAGGAGCGUUGGAUCGCCGUAUGCCCAUGGGAGGCUCGGGUGGUUGCACGUGGUGCAAAACCGUGUAAGAAAACAAAGAAUGGUGCACCAAAGAUAGUGGUUGCAGUGAAACCUCAGACUAGUAAUGCAAAAGGUAUUUUUAAAGCAAUGUAUGGUACAUCUUGAGAUACUUUUUGGUGCCUAACUAAUAUAUCUGACACAGUUUUCUUGCAUGAGUGAAGAGUGGUUUUUUGAUUGAUUUUGUAAAUUUAAUUUGGUGUGUACGUCACAAAUCAAAUCCCUUUGAAUGGGAUGCGAUUAUUAACAGAUAUAUUUUUAUAUUUAUUUAAGUUUAUUAAUGGCAUUAUUUGAGGUU
Erigeron canadensis is the source of this 1128-nucleotide messenger RNA. Its product is annotated as protein IQ-DOMAIN 10. The transcript has 6 exons. NCBI's taxonomy places the organism in Eukaryota, Viridiplantae, Streptophyta, Magnoliopsida, Asterales, Asteraceae. Gene Ontology annotation, molecular function: protein binding. The record is from RefSeq and is a predicted model, not a curated record. The coding region runs from base 120 to 938 and encodes 272 amino acids.